CUUUAACCCCAGGGCAAUCUCCCUCUGGAGCUGCCGCUCUUCUCCCGCCUUCUCCCUCACCGAGCAUCGCUUAUACUGCUCGCAGGUCUGGAGUGUCGUCGUCGUUGUUGUCGCCGAUUCAUUUAUUUGAUUCUUCGGUCGCUUCCUCUCGCAAACGACGACAUCACACCAUGGCUACUGCUACUUCGUCCGCCACUAUGGCUGCUGCCGGCUUCGAGAAGAAGUCGACUGCCAAUACCGCCUCUCUACCUACUCCAGGAUCGGGCACAUUUCCUUCGGAGCUGCUGAGCCCCAUGGUCAGCACCCCGGCUGCUGCAUUCGUACGAAAAGAUGAUGCUCUGCGUACUCCAAUCACCCCACCUUCGGCUUAUCUCGACUUCCUCAAGAACUUCUCUCCAGCCGUUCAGAGUCCGGCCUCUGCUACCAGUGCGAAGUUCAGCUUUGGUGACAAGAGCUUCGACAGGCCUUUCGACAGAAGCAACUCAGAUCCAACUGGAACGAAGUCAAAUAUCACCCCACCAACAUCUCAGCCAUCUCUGUCUCGACAUACAUCCUACGAUUCGAAUGGAACAGACGCCAGCGCUGCAACAAUCAGCAGCGCCGUAGCAAGGUCCAACAAUGGCAAGCGUCCAGAGUCUCCUCGCGUUAUCAUCCCACCCUCGCCUUUCGCCAAACCAGCACCACGAUCAGCUCGCACACCACGACGACUGCACAUUCCCCAGUCACCCUUCUCACCAGCACUCGCAUCAGCACAAUCAGUACCAUCACCGUACAGCAACACACCCAUGAGCGCCGCACCAUGGAGCGCAUCAUUCUCCCCUCGCGAGCCUCACACAGAUAUUGGUGGGCCAUCUGGCAAAGUCCACGUCCGCCAUGUCGUUACACGCACAGUCACAUACUGCCGAACACCACUCGAUCCAGCACCGAAGGGCAAGAGAAGAAAGAUUGAAGCAGAAGACGAUGUCUCAUCAUCCAAAGCUUCGUCAGAAGAGCCGACUCCCUCAAUAAAGCAAGAACGAAUCGAGACGAUUGACGAAGAGUCGUCUGCGUCAGGCGAAGCAUCGGGAUCUGCCUCCGAGGCAUAGAAUGCUAUGAUAUGGCAUCGACUGCCACAUUCUCGACGCGAUCAUCAUCGCACCACGACGUUCGACUUCGCUUCUUCCCGACCACUACCACUACCUACCACGACUCUAAUGACUGUGCAAAAUUUCGACAUCACCAAAACGACGACAGAGCCAGCUACUGCAGCUGACAAAUGCGAAGCCCUUUGUGGCUCGCUGAUUUCUAUAUCUCAUUUGACGAAUGAACGACGACUUGAGAGAGGGAAACUUUUUACCACUCGAUUGUUUUUGCUGUGCUACGCCUUCUGAUCAGCCUGGCGCAGGAGAGGCGUACCGUUUGAAAACAAUGGAGUUGGGAGUUUCUCAUUCGCGGGAAUGAUUGGCCGCGAGUAUACAGAGCCCUAGAGGAGUUUUGCGAUGGAAUGGGUCUUUGUACUUACUGCUGCUUUUGUUUUUGUUCAGCCAUCAUCGCUUCGCGAAUAGUGAUAGCGACAGCCAUUUCUUUUAUAUUUCAAUCAAGCGAAUUGGAAGAGAUGUGGGAGAGAUGUGGGAGAGGGAAGGACGCAGAAAGAGGAAUAGCACGCAUGGUAGCUGACUGUGGAAUGCUACCUUCACAAUUCGAAUCAUUCAAAACAUGCCAGAUCUCUCCUGUUCACAUAUCUCGCUCAAUAGCAUGCGUCGGCA
Molecule: messenger RNA, 1745 nt
Organism: Cercospora beticola
Lineage: Eukaryota; Fungi; Ascomycota; Dothideomycetes; Mycosphaerellales; Mycosphaerellaceae
Source: RefSeq, a predicted model, not a curated record